AUGCUGGGCCAGGAGAGCGACUUCGUUCUGUGUCUGAGCUUUCGCCACUUCGAGGGCCUCUCCGAAGCCUUUGGCGGAGCCUGGCGGCAGACGGGUCUGCCGUCCGCCGCGCCAGGCCUCAGCGGCGACUACGUCCGAUCCGAUCAGCUCUAUGGGGAUCGUCCGGUGGCACCAGAAGUUGGAGCCAAGGGGCUGAGUGUACUGGCUCGGAGUCCAGUUGGCUGGGAUGAGGUCCUUUGGUCCGCCGAUGUUUUGCACAAAGAUCUGGGACCUUGGCAAGUACGUACCUUGGAGCCGGAGAUCAAUGUCUUCCAGAGCAAGCAUGAGAUGGACGAGGACGCGCACUUCGAAGACUGUGACGCCUUGGAGGUGGUGAGUUUGGAAGAUCGAUGUCCUGCAAGGACCGUGUCCUUUUAUCAAGGCUCAGAAGCUGGAGUGCAGGCGGUUGCUGAGCAUCCAUUGGCCGGCGACUUCAGGUUGCUCCGGCAAAGAUAUGGGAAGCGGCCAGUCUAUCGGCGAGCUCCGCUGCAACCUUGCGGUCCCAGGCCGAGCUUGCCUUCGCAGCCUGGACUCUUCCUCUUUUUCGAACCUCGCUCCGGAUAUUGGGUGGUCAGCACAAUCUCUCCACUCGCAGCAAACCAUGCCGUUGCGUCUGCCGGACCAGAUGUGCUAGGGCGUUUCGGUCAGGUCCUGGCGAGAAGCGGUCCAAGUUGGACACCGUUGCUUCCACAGGAUGCGAUGGACUGGGAGGCGGCCGACAGCCAGGUCCCUGGCUUUCAUCACCGGCUCGCCCCUUCGAGAGCGCCUCCAAGUGCUUUACUCUCGGAGCAGCUCGUGGCAACAAAAUGGCUUAGACUCAUGGCGCUGGGGUUCGAUGCCCCACCCUUCUUCCUAUGCAUUGGUGGCUGUGGAAGCAGGGUACAGUCGCUGAAUGGCUCCUAUGAGUUGCUUCCAGAGUCCAUGUGGGCAUCAAGGCCAGCCUGGAAGAAAAUGCGACGAGAGCACGGUGACGAAGAGGAGGACUUCCCCAAGUAUCUUUUCUUUUGGCCGGAGACUGGACAUUGGAUCAUAGGGCCAGAACUUCAUUCUGCUUACACAGGACUGGCUCGCAAUGGCCCUGGCCGCUGGGCAGCCUAUUCCCCCGACCAUUGCCCCGGACGUUGGGCAGCGUUAAAUGGAAGCACCUUCUCUGAAGACCCAAAGAUUUUCUGUCGCAGACAGAAAACUGCCUGGGGAAAUUUGGAUACAUUCGGCCUUUCCAGCAGCCUGUCUCCCUGUCAAAGUCUUGGCCCAAGGGUGAAGGCAAUGCCGCUGUCACCUCGCGCUUGCAGGAGUGCCAUCUUCCAACCCGAGGCGGUCACUUCCAAAGCCUCAAUCCCAGCAGCGGGUAGUCCGUUGCCAAAGAGUGGAGGGAUCACCGGGUUCAUGUCAGCUGACAUCUGCACACCGAGAUUCGGCCUCAGGAGCAGCGGAUCUCCGAGGUCACCCAGAGAUUGUCAUAGUCCGUGCACAAAGUCUGCACAGCGAGAAGUGAGCCCUUCAAGGAACCUAAGUCCAGUUCGCACGCGGGGCAUUUGUUGGCGGCCGUGA
This is a messenger RNA of Durusdinium trenchii, 1590 nucleotides long. The record is from the annotation of a GenBank genome assembly. NCBI's taxonomy places the organism in Eukaryota, Dinophyceae, Suessiales, Symbiodiniaceae.